Messenger RNA from Neltuma alba, 1280 nucleotides. Its product is annotated as sodium/potassium/calcium exchanger 1. Lineage: Eukaryota; Viridiplantae; Streptophyta; Magnoliopsida; Fabales; Fabaceae. The record is from RefSeq and is a predicted model, not a curated record. Bases 28 to 1035 code for a protein of 335 amino acids. The transcript has a single exon.
AAUCCCUUUUUUUGGGUUUGGUUUUUAAUGUGUCAGAAUGAAGAUGGGAAGGUAACUCCAGAAAAUGAGAAGGUCGCUGUCUCGGCGGUGGGGACGGCGACACAGGAAAAGCCAGAAGCCAAGAAGCCUCCAGAGGAAACCAAAAGCAGCGAGCCGAUCAAAGAGGAGUCUCGAGAGGUGAAGGAGGACAAACCUUCAGGACAAAGUCAGAGUCAAAGUCAAAGCAGUGAGGUAAUCAAAGAAGAAUCUGCAGACGUGGUGGAGGAGAGACCUUCAGGGGAAACUGAAAGCAAUGAGGUCAUUAAAGGAGAGUCAGGGGAAUCUGAAACUGAAAACAAGAAGGUGAUCAAAGGAGAACCCGCGGACAUGGCGGUGGGGAAAAUCUCAGGGGCAACUGAAACGGAAAGCAAUGAGGUCAUUAAAAGAGAUUCAGGAGAAUCCGAAACUGAAAGUAAAAAGUUAACCAGAGGAGAAUCCGCGGAAGUGGAGGAGAAAAUCUCAGGGGAAACCGAAACGGAAAGCAAUGAGGUAAUUAAACGAGAACCUGUAGAUGUGAUGGCGGAGAAAAUUUCGAGGGAAACCGAAACGGAAAGCAAUGAGAUAAUGAAAGGAGAAUCCGCAGAGGUAGUAAUGGUGGAGAAGAUUUCAAGGGAAACUGAAAUGAAAGAAGAAACGACAGAGGUAACGGUGGAGAAAAUUUCAAGGGAAACUGAAGCUGACAGCAGCGAGGCAGCGAAAGGAGAAUCCUCAGAGAGUGAAAGCAAUGAGGUAAGGAAAGAGGAAUGUUCAGAGGAAAAUGAGAACAAGGACCCGGCAGAGGAGGGAAAAGAAGAUCAAAAGAAGGGCGGGGUAGAGGAAGGGCAGGAGAAGCGUUCAGGGGAAGGUGAGAGCAAUGACACAGCGAAACAAGAAAGUCGCGGGAGUGAAGUGGAAGAAGGCGCUGAGAAGGUAAUUCGAGUUGUGGAGGAAGCGCCACCGGCCAGGGAAGAGGAGAAAAGUCAGAGCGCAGCGGAGGAAGCCAAGCCAGCCCAUUAAUUUUAUUAAACCCCACCAUACGCAAAAGCCUCGAGAAUCCUAGGCUUCGUGGGCCCUUGCCCCUUCCACCCUCUCUUCUUUUUUUCGCCCCAUUUUGGUUCUGCGUGCUUUUGAAUUACUCUUUAUUUCUUUCUCCUUUUUUUUUUUUUGAAAAAAAUAGCGCCGGUCGUGCUUUGGCGUCUGGAUUGUAAUAAUGUUAUGGGAUUUAAUCUAUGUCGAUAUUUUAUAGUGUCUUGUUACUUAUA